Prunus armeniaca (apricot) is the source of this 321-nucleotide messenger RNA. Lineage: Eukaryota; Viridiplantae; Streptophyta; Magnoliopsida; Rosales; Rosaceae. The record is from the annotation of a GenBank genome assembly.
AUGUUUGAUAAGGAGGUGCUGAGGAGCAUUAUGAUGACUUGCAACAUCCUCCAUAACAUGAUUGUGAAUGAUGAGUAUGAUUAUAAUGCUGCAGACAUGUACGAACCAGAUCCCAUGAACACAGCCUUAACAAGAAUUUAUGAAAGGCUCAUGGGGCCAAGUGGAGAACUAUUGGAGCAGGAACCGUUAGUUAGGGAUGGUCGUUUCAUGACCCAUAUGAUUGAUCGAUAUACAGAGAUGCAAUCAUCUUAUAUUCAUGAAAGGCGUCAAGUUGACUUGAUGGAGCAUCUAUGGGAGGUGAAAGGCAAUGACGGUGAAUGA